Molecule: messenger RNA, 5172 nt
Organism: Drosophila mauritiana
Lineage: Eukaryota; Metazoa; Arthropoda; Insecta; Diptera; Drosophilidae
Gene: flfl
Product: serine/threonine-protein phosphatase 4 regulatory subunit 3
Exons: 10
Coding region: 583-3534 (983 amino acids)
Biological process (GO): protein dephosphorylation; DNA damage response
Cellular component (GO): nucleoplasm; protein phosphatase 4 complex
Molecular function (GO): protein phosphatase activator activity
Source: RefSeq, a predicted model, not a curated record
UGAUAUCGAUAACAGCUCACAUUCUCGUCAAAUGCAACUAUCGCUGUACUCUCUGGCCGAGUAUCGAUACGCAGAUAUUAUCGUCGUGGUCAGACCAACGCUCUAGCGUCGGUCCGCGGAAAAUAGCGAAAAUCACAAUUAUCCGGGAAGAUAUAUUGGUCGAAAACUAACUCGUGAUCCCCCAAUAAAUAUGCGCAAGAGAAAAUUGUAUAUAAACUGAUCGAAUGCAGCCAGCGUGCGAAGCACUAAAAGCGAAAAACGCCAGAAACAGAAACAAGGAAUUGCAGCUGCAGUCUCGUCGUGCACCCAUCCCAAUCCCAUCAGACCCCACCCGGCGUUGGAGUGCAAGAAUAACAUGGAUAUAGAAGUCAAGCAUAGAGAUUAGCCGAAUCCUUUGAAUUUUAAAUUCAAGAUCCUAAUUUAAAUUAGCUAAGUAGCAUAGCCUAGCCAAUAGUCCCUAGCCAGAGGAACGGUUCCAAGCCGCAAGCACUCGUGUUCAUAGUCCUGAUCGAAAUUCAAACGAAUCCCAAGGGCACCAACAGCGAGUAGAACCGCAGAAGCACAGCAAGGAGCAACAUCAUCAUGACGACCGACACCCGCCGACGCGUCAAGCUGUACGCGCUGAAUGCGGAACGGCAAUGGGAUGAUCGUGGCACUGGCCACGUGUCAUCCACCUAUGUGGAAAGACUAAAAGGCAUCUCGCUUUUGGUGCGAGCCGAAUCCGAUGGAUCUCUGCUUUUGGAGAGCAAGAUACAACCGGACACCGCAUACCAGAAGCAACAGGAUACGCUGAUCGUGUGGUCCGAGGGCGAUAACUUUGAUCUGGCCCUGAGUUUCCAGGAAAAGGCGGGCUGCGACGAAAUAUGGGAAAAGAUAUGUCAGGUGCAAGGCAAGGAUCCAUCUGUAGAAAUAACUCAAGACAUCGUCGAAGAGUCUGAGGAUGAGCGGUUUGAGGACAUGUCGGAUACUGCGCCACCCAUUGAGCUACCACCCUGCGAGCUUUCCCGGCUGGAGGACAUCUCGGAAACGAUACAAAGCUGUCUCUCCACGCCGCUGCGAAAGGAAAAGUUGUCGAUGGCUCUGGAGUCGGAGAGCUAUAUCAAGAAGCUGCUGAACUUGUUCCACGUGUGUGAGGACCUGGACAAUACCGAGGGCCUGCAUCACCUCUUCGAGAUCUUCAAGAACAUCUUCUUGCUAAAUAAGAACGCGCUCUUUGAGAUUAUGUUUGCGGAUGAUACCAUCUUUGAUGUGGUCGGGUGCUUGGAGUACGAUCCGAGUGUAUCUCAGCCCAAAAAGCAUCGACAGUAUCUGAAGCAGUUAGCCAAGUUCCGCGAGGCAGUGCCGAUUAAAAACCUAGACCUGCUGGCUAAGAUCCACCAGACGUUCCGGGUGCAGUACAUCCAGGACAUUAUCCUGCCCACACCAUCGGUCUUUGUCGAAGACAACAUGCUGAACACCCUGUCCAGCUUCAUCUUCUUUAACAAGGUGGAGAUUGUCACGAUGAUCCAGGACGACGAACGGUAUCUCCUGGAUGUGUUUGCGGUUCUCACCGAUCCCACCACCGGAGACGCGAAACGCCGCGACACAGUCCUCUUCCUGAAGGAGUUCUGCAACUAUGCCCAGAAUCUGCAGCCGCAGGGCAAGGACUCGUUCUACAAAACUCUCACCUGCCUAGGCAUUCUGCAGGCGCUGGAACUCACUCUCGUGAUGAACGACAAGAAGACCAAAUCGGCCUCCAUCGACAUUCUCACGGCCAUCGUAGAGUUCUCGCCGCUGGUAGUGCGCAAUUACACGCUCAACCAGGCCAAUCGGCCAGAAGUGGAGCGUAUGCUACUGAACAUUGCCAUCGAACAAAUGCUGAACGACUCGGAGCCGGAGCUUGGAAUCGCGGUGCAGCUAAUGGGUAUCGUCAAGAUUCUGUUGGAGCCGGAGAACAUGCUCACCGAGAAGGGCGAUUUUCUCAACUUCUUUUACAAAUACAGUGUGCAAACGUUAGUGGCUCCGGUGAUACUUAACACGAUAGGCGACCGUCCGCAAAACGAGGACUAUCAGACGGCCCAGCUGCUGGGAAUCGUCCUGGACAUUCUCUCGUUCUGCGUGGAACACCACAGUUAUCACAUCAAAAACUUUUUGUUGCAAAAGGAUCUCCUCAAGCGAAUACUGGUGCUAAUGAAGAGCACACAUACGUUCCUUGUCCUCGGCGCUCUGCGAUUACUGCGCAAGAUAAUUGCACUUAAAGAUGAGUUUUACAAUAGACACAUUGUCAAGUGCAAUCUGUUUGCGCCGGUGGUAGAUGCCUUCAUUCGCAACAACGGCCGUUACAACCUUCUGGAGUCAGCCAUUCUGGAGCUGUUUGAGUUUAUAAAACUCGAGGAUAUCCGCACUCUGUGCGUUUACUUCGUGGAGAACUUCAGCAAGAUAUUUGAUGAAAUCGAAUACGUGCAGACAUUUAAGUACUUGAAGAAUCGCUACGAUCAGUACCAGGAUCGGCUUAAGGAUCGCGACAAGAUGGAAAACCGAACUGACGGUGGCCUGCCCAUCAUCCGUAGCGGUGGCCGGUUUCGUCGGGAUCAGCGGCAAAUGGAGGAGGAAGAGGAAAUGUGGUUCAACGAGGAGGACGAUUUCACUGAGGAAAUCGACACAUACAACAAUGUCAUGAAAUCCGUCAGCGAAAAGAAUGGCCCGCAAACGCAAAACCAGCAGAAAUCCUCUCCGCCACACAGCACGUCGCCUCACAGUGGAUUGUUGGGAAGCCUGAGCACCACCGCGUCAUCCACUGCCACAUCCGCCACGUCAGGUGCACCGGUGGCCAGCGGCAGCAGUAGCCCCGAGGCCAUCUCCGCCGACGAGCAGACGCAGGCGGCGGUGCAUUUGGCUGCCGCUGCAAAUAUUGCGCUUCAGCACCACCAGCAACAACAACAGCAGCAGCAGCAGAACCCAUUCCAGCAACAGACACAGCCCGAGAUCGCGGAGCUACAACAGCAGCUGAGCAGCGUGGAAGCGCCUCAAAGCCAGGAGUUGGAGCUGUCACAAUCGGCCGCCGCCAGUGCAUCGCCCACUUCGUCAUCCUCGUCUCUGGAAGCCUCGACGUCCUCUUCAUCGGCGUCAUCGUCUUCAUCGUCGUCGUCAUCAUCCUCGCCGCCCGGCUCAUCGGCAGCAGCAUCGCUAUGCGAUUCGGCGACAGUAGCCGCCGUGGCAGCAUCACAGUUUCUCUCAACGAUCGCCACAGCCAUGGCGGCCUCUGUGACGGCGGCGGCGGCAACAAACAGCUCGCCGAGCAUUUCGCCCGCUCCGGCCGUGUCCAGUCCGGAUAUCGAGAACGCCGACGCCCAGUUGCCACCCAGCGAUGACGCCAGCAGCCCGGUCAGUGGGGAGCAAGAUGCUAACAGCACGGAAGGUGCCAGCAGCGAGGCGGACAAGACGACGGCCAAAAAGGGUCUAGUGGACUACGAGAGUGAUUCUGGCGAAGAAGACUACGAGGAGGACGAGUACUCCGAGGGGCCACAAGCACAAAAGCGCGCGCGUCUGGCAUAGUUGGCCGAUGACGAGCACAGCGGCAUCAAUUAUAAAUUAGUACACACAUAACAGAAUACAAGAAACCACGGCAAACAACAAACAACAAGCCACAAACAACACACAGACCCCCACACAACAACACACCAACACCAACGAAUGUUAGGAUUGCAUUGGCGGCAACGACAUACAGCACAGUAGGCAAGCAAGCAGAUAGCCGUACGAUGUAAGAUCGAACAAGAAAGCAUAAAUUUAAAUUUUAGCAUAAAAUUUAUUUUAAAGGAGAAGCAAAAAAACACCUAAAGUAAACGAGAAAUUAUAAAUCUUACUUUACUAAAUUAAAUAACUACAUAUAGAUAUAUAUAUAUAUAUAUUCAAAUAUAUAUGCAUAUGAAAAAACAGAUAACUAUAACUGAUCAGCAUCCACAGGCAGAGAUGUAGUUGAGUGCGUGUUGUUCGAAAGUUGGCAAAGCAAAGCAUUAACGAAACAAACCAAAAUAAAGUGUAUUUAGUAGUUAAACAACCCCCCUUCCCUCUGAACUGAGAUGAACAGCAGCAGCGGCAGCAAUGGAGGUGCGGUCAGGUGGUGGAGGACAUUUGUAUACAGCCCGCCAGCACAUCCAUUUGCAUUGUCUAUCGUAUGAGAUCGUAUGAGUUAACAGAUCCUGUGAAGUUGGCUGCUGGCCCAGAAUGUUUGUGCAAUACUUUCGUGUCGAUAUUUAAAUAACAAUUGCAAAAGGGUGUAUUUAGUUCUAAAGCUUAGACUUAACCAUUUUUACGAUCCUUCUUACCAUUGAGAUGGAUUUUCUGCCAAUUGUACUGUCACUAUCACGAUACAGCGCUGUUUUCAACUGACAAUUUGAUUAAAUAAUUCUUAUCGCGAAAGCAUUUUAUGAAAGUUUCUAUUGCAAGCAGUGCUGUAAAUAGAUGUUUUUAAUUUUAAAAUUUAAACUAUUCCCACAGCAGUGAAGUGUUUUUUCCAUUAGGAUUGCUCGUGUUUUUGUGUGAUUGCGAUUGUUUUCUGAAUAUCAACCAGAUUGCCAGGGCCAACUUUACGAAGUUUGUUAGCCAGCAGCAGCCCCUUGAGUUAAAGGCAGAUAACACUUGAACCCAAUGAACCUUGUAUAUAAUUUAGUCAGUCUCAAUACGCGAUUAGUUGAUAACUGCCCUUGCACCACUGACGCCGACAUUAAACGCAUAUAUUUGCACUUGGAAAUAUCGAAAUUUUUGCACAUUAUCGUGCUGUUCGAAAUCCAGAGUCUUGAGAUGUGUUGUCUGUGUAAUUGACUGUGUAAUUACAAACAAUUGUUGCGCUAUCCUUGCAUUAUUGAAACACACAACAAACACACAUCAAUAAAUUAUUAAUGAUAAUGAUAACAAAUAGGACGUAAAGUUAAACUAAUGUGGGGCAAACAGACAUCAGCAAGCAGAGAUAACAAUAAAAUAAAGUCUUAAGUAAAAUAGUCUUCUUGAGUUCUCGAGUAAGUUUUUUUCAUAUUUAACUAUAAUAUUAAUUUGUAUUUAACGAAUGUAGUAGGACUCACUUGGAACCAAUCCAAUCCAACCCAAAAUCCACACUCAUGCGCUCGCUCACACACUGAAACCAAUUGACAUCCCACAGCUGACAGAAAGUAAUAAAGUUAUUUGUUAAUAAUCGUA